This is a messenger RNA of Pseudomyrmex gracilis, 4116 nucleotides long. RefSeq lists its product as uncharacterized. Bases 1626 to 4049 code for a protein of 807 amino acids. Lineage: Eukaryota; Metazoa; Arthropoda; Insecta; Hymenoptera; Formicidae. The record is from RefSeq and is a predicted model, not a curated record. The transcript is spliced from 2 exons.
CCUGCACCGAACGGAAGGUAGUUCUGCGAACAACACACUCGGGUUAUUAUUUUUUCUUUUCGGAAAUCCUCCGUUUUUUAAACCUCGCGCUCGUGACUUACUAUAUUCCCGCCGGGAAAAAGAAAACUCUCUGCCGAGAGCAAUUUGAAAUACGAGGAGAUACCGAACUCUCGACGAGAAAAACUGCGCGAUUUUUUUUGUUUCGAAGAAGAUAGAAAUUUGAUUUUCUCGCUUCACACAAUAUUCAAAAUAAAAAGAAGAAUUAAAAGAGAUUUUUGAAACGAACAUGAAACAUCGCGGGAUCGUCUUGGAUCCGGUGUGAACUUUGUUUCAAAGAAUCGUGGAGGAUUCUUUGGGCGAUAUCGAUCGAGAGAAUCGAUCGAUUGCCUCGGAGGCGCGGAAGCGCCUUUUCUUCUCCGGCCGACGUGAAAUUUCGGCGGAGCGAUCAGAUUUUUUUUUUUUUUUUCGCGAUCGCUCCGCUCUCCGCGAAGAGAAGAAGAGUCGAAUCGAAGCGUCCGUGUUGGCGGGGUGUGUUUUGCGCGUAUCGCGCGAUCGAAAGCAGCGCGAUUUGUGAAAGUGCGCCGGCGACGGCUUGUCAGGCCGGACAGGUGCAACAGCAGCAGCAGCAGCGACGCGGCGCCGUGAGGUGAGGACAGCGAGGAAGACAAAAAAAAAAAAAAAAAAAAAGAAAGACAAACGCGAGUGAACAAACAGAUUUGUUGUUUCUGAGAAAUCUGUCGAGAGAGAGAGAGAGAGUGAGAGAAAGAGAGAGAAAAUACUGAGACGCGAAAAGGAAGGUUAAAAUAAGAGACACAUGUUAUAUACAGAUACCAUUUAUUACUGACGAAGUAAUAACAGACAGGUAUGCGAACGGGUGUUGAGGUAUAACCAACGAGCACAAGAGACAUAUAGAGAAAGUGAUAUUUGUGUUUGUCGUUCUCCUGCGAGAGACUGACUGAGAAGAAGAAGAAGAAGAGAGAAAGCACGACGGGUGGGCACGACGAAACAGGUCUUUGUGGCACGUGACACGGACAAAAGUUCGCCGGUUUGUAUGGGAAAAGAUCGGCGCGCUUAAAUAAAAAAAAAAAAAAAUUUGUGUGCGUGAACGCGCGCGCGUUCGAUCGUUUUCACACGCCGCACCUCAUUCUUUUCCCGUUUUAUAUUCCCGAUGAGAUUGUAAUUCAUUUUUAAUCCCGUCAUAAAAUGUUUUUUUUCACAAUAGUAGAGUAAGCAAUACGUGCGCGGAGAUUGUUCUGGAAUCGCGGGAGAGAGAGACGAGAAGAAAAGAGAAACUUUGUAUAAAACGCGCGCGGACGAAGAGAGCGGAAGAAAGGUCGCGCGAAAUCACGUAUCAGAAAAGAGAGAGAGAGGAGAUAUGUGAUAAAUUGAUAUUGUUUUUUGUCGGAUACGCGAUAAAAAAGAAGAGAAGAGAGAAGAGAAUAGAGAGGAGCAGCAACGGAUUUGUGUGUUUCCCGGAUAUCCAAACGCGACUGAUCCGAUGUUUUUAAGAACGAGCGGCAGGUGACAAGCCAGUCUGAGCGCGACGACAGAUCCUUGAAAUAAUUCUUCCGUAGAAGCCUCGUCAGGAAUACAAAAAAAAAAAAAAACAAAAAAAAAAAAAAAACAUGUUGCUUCAACGACGAAGACUUUUUCGGUGGAGAAUGUCCCGUCUCGUCCCGUUGAUGUUUCUCGCUAUGAUUUGCGGCAGCGAACUGGCGUCCGUCAAUGUACCUCAAUCAUCAUCCACGUCUUCAUCCGACAAACAAAAAUUGCCCGUUAUCGGCUUCAAGGAUGUCAAGUGGGAAGCGUGGCUUUUGUUGGACACGGGAAUUGAUACCCAUGAGGUUGACGCGGACUCGGCGACUCAGGUGCGAAGGAUAACGCCGAAGAGCGUCUUUGUUGCUCCGAAAAUCGAAUUGUCCAAUUGUUCCGACGGUUAUUACGCGGACAACAUGGGCAGAUGUGUGAAAAACGUGAACGUUAACGAAGACGCGCAUCGGAAUUUUCUUUUAGAACGACUCAACGCUCAGUACGCGUUAAAACCCGUCAACAGAAAUAAGAAUCAGUCGAACGGUCCUCUGCAACUUCACAUUCCGCUCACGUCCAAUCUUGAAAAUCAGUCUCAUCAUCAGUUAACGAAAACCGAGAAGCAGGGGAUGAUGGCAACGUUUUUGGUGAAAGAUCCGAUUCUAUUGCCGAUUCGCGACGCGAUUCGUCCGGAUGACGAAAAGAAAAUCAUCAGGCAAACGGAAAAAGAACCAGCGAGCACAACGGCUAAGAGCGACACGACGUUGAACGAGGAAGCGAUUUUUUUUCGCAAACAUUUCGGCGCGAGCGACGCCAGCGACGACAACAAGACCGAUCGGAAACCCGUUGUGAUGAUUCCGGUGGUGGAAUUGGUCAAGGAAUCAAACGACACCAAUUUGUCCAAGACGGCGGAUUACAAGAUACCGCUGGACGUGAAGACGAUGUUGAAUAUCUUAAAGGAGGUCGAUGUGAGUAACGUUACGGAGAAAGAUGUCUCGGCGGAAAAGCGACAGACCUCGACCCAGGUGCAACCUACCACAUUGGUGCUUCUGCUCUCGUCUACGGGUUUGCCAGACUCGAACGAUCCGUCGCAAAAUAACGACACCACCGAUCAAACCGUCCGAUCCAACCUCACCUCGACAACCGUUGCGAAAGAGACGACUGGCAACGUCGUAUCGAGUUCCACCACAGUUCCAACCGACACGCACAAUUCCACAGUUCCAUCUGGCGCACACAGUUCCACCACAGUUUUGCCGAAAGAUUACACGAUUACGGAAGUUGCGCCAAUUGCGGCGAAUGAACAUCGUCGGGACGACAACGAAACACAUACGUUGGAGAAAAAAAACGAAUUCAAAGUAUUGGAAAAUUCCAAAUUGAACGAAUCGCAAGAAAUAGGAAUUAUUUACGACGAGGACGAGGAGGACGUGGAUUAUACGUACGUUACGAACGAACCGGACGAGGACGAAUCGAUUGAAAUUGAAAAUGAGGAAAUUUUGAAACACGGAGAAGCUGGCAUAACAAUUCCAACGCGAAACAUAGAGCGCGCCGCGCAUCAGAACCAGACGCUCGCGAGUCGGAACAAGACGAUCGACGCGCGAGAUCGGAUUGUGAUCCAAUUUAACGAUACCGCGUCCACCGUCGACGACGAAGCGGACAGUAACGUCUCCAGUGACGUCAGUAUCGACGGCGAUCGUAUUCUGGAAACGACUCUGUUGGACGUGAACACCGAAGGAUUACAGAUUACGACUCAAUUGCCGGAAUCGAUUGAGAAAAUCGCGAAAAACGAUUCCAAAGAAUUGUUCGACCGUCUCAGUUCCGAAUCGGAAGUCGCGUUCGCGAACGAGGAAUUGGAAGCUGCUCCUACUUCAUCGGAGUCGCUGUUGUACGAUCGUACCGAAGAAAAUCCGGCAACGCGGCGGAUCGGCGGCGACGAGAAAUCAUCGAACGCCGAGAAGAAGUUGGUGCGGGAAAAUCCGAGGAACAUCGAGUCGGAUGUCGCCUCGUUCGAUUUCGUACGGAAAUCUACGAUGAAUUUUGACUCGACCGAAGAAGACCGCGUAUUUUUUUCCGACAACAUGAAACAACCGCGUCAAGACGGUUACGUGAGAUUUCCGUCCAACGAGGCCAACAGUAUACACAGUAGUCCAACUUACAAGCAGCAGUAUCCCGUGGACGAUCACAGUUUCUACGGGAGUACCAGCACCAAGAGUAGCGUUCCCGUCCAUCAGAAACCAGUUUACUAUCUGACGAGGUCGAGCUGGAAGCCGGACCGACCGCAACGCGAUCACGUUCCGUCAGCGACAACAAACAAGAGACGGAGGCCAGAGUUGAGCUUCUGGAACAAGAUGCUCCCGCCGAUCCGGGACUCAGCUAUUUAUCCCGUCGAUCAGGUUCCGAACGACCAAGUGGCCGACGAUCAGGUGCAGCAACACCGACUUCUGCGAACGUCACCGUCGUCGCGAAGAAGAAGUUCCUAUUCGGAGAUAUCAUCAUCGGGGAGCACGAUGCUCGCCCAGAAAUAAGAGAACGGAUCGGGUAAUCUUCGUCCUCAUCACGCAGCUUUGUUUGUUUGUUUUUUUUUUUUUUUUU